Messenger RNA from Sinocyclocheilus grahami, 3944 nucleotides. Its product is annotated as RAB6A-GEF complex partner protein 1-like. The record is from RefSeq and is a predicted model, not a curated record. Bases 1 to 3636 code for a protein of 1211 amino acids. Gene Ontology annotation, biological process: retrograde transport, endosome to Golgi; intracellular protein transport. Lineage: Eukaryota; Metazoa; Chordata; Actinopteri; Cypriniformes; Cyprinidae. Gene Ontology annotation, cellular component: Golgi membrane; Ric1-Rgp1 guanyl-nucleotide exchange factor complex; cytosol. The transcript has 26 exons. Gene Ontology annotation, molecular function: protein binding.
AUGACUGGCUCGCCCAGCGUGUUGAUCGUCAGUUAUAUCGAGUCUGGGAAAGCGGCUGCACAGUUCGGCUUCUAUCAGCUGGUGGAAUGGAAGCCCGAUGACUCCAUGAUCGCAGUGACGGCUGCGAAUGGUUACAUCCUGCUGUUCGACAUCAGAGGCUCGGAUGAGAAGUACCUGUACGAGCCUGUCUAUCCCAAGGGCGCUCGUGUUAAGGUGACUCCGGGUUACAAAGAGGAACAGUGCGCUCCAGCUCUGACCCUAGAGAUGAAGAAACCCGUCGACCUGGAGGCUCCAAUCAGCUGUCUGCAGACGCUGCAGGAGGAUCUGUUAGUGGCGACGGCAGACGGUUAUCUGCACAUGCUGCACUGGGACAGUGUGAGUAACGGCCGGAGAGCAGUGAACCUGUGCACCAUCCCGUUCUCCCUCGACCUGCAGUCCUCCAGAGGAGGGCCGUGUCUGGAUCUGGACGGUGUUCACAUUCGGGAGAUGGAGUACUGCGCUACACUGGACGGAUUUGCAGUGGUGUUUGAUGACGGGCGACUCGGAUUCAUCACGCCAACCGCAAACAGACUCGCCACAGACCAGCUGCAGGGCGUUUGGGCCGCAGACGUCUCUGAUGGCACGUGUGUCGCCGUCAACAACAAAUACAGACUCAUGGCUUUCGGAUGCGCGAGCGGGUCAGUGUUGGUGUACAUGAUUGACAGCUCUACAGGAUCGAUGCAGCUCUCUCAUAAACUGGAGUUAACCCCGAAACACUACCCAGAUAUCUGGAAUAAGACGGGUGCUGUGAAGAUGAUCCGCUGGUCUCCGGACUGCAGCGUUGUCAUGGUGACGUGGGACUGUGGCGGUCUGUCUCUGUGGAGUGUGUUUGGAGCGCAUCUCAUCUGCACACUCGGGGAGGACUUCGCCUAUCGCUCAGACGGCACUAAGAAAGAGCCUCUGAAGAUCAGCUCUAUGAGCUGGGGUGUGGAGGGAUAUCAUCUGUGGGUGAUCAGCAGCACAGACGCGACUCCUGUUCCCGACGGAGCGGAAGGAGACGAGAAACUCCAGCAGACCGGCAUCCUGCAGUUUCAGUUCAUUAAGAGCGCGCUGACCGUCAAUCCGUGCACAAGUAAUCAGGAGCAGGUGUUGCUCCACGGAGAGGAUCGUCUGUAUCUGACCUGUGGAGAUCCGACUCAGGCUCACAGUGUGUCGGAUAAGAGCCCGUCUCGGGACAGCAGCAGCCCUCUCUCUCAGGGUCUCAGCACUUUACUGGGCCACAAGCACUGGCAGGUGGUUCAGAUUCACAGCACAUAUCUAGAGACAAACUGGCCCAUCAGGUUCGCAGCUAUAGACUGGUCUGGUCAGUGUGUGGCCGUAGCUGGCCGGCGUGGAUUUGCACAUUACUCAUUAUACACCAGAAAAUGGAAACUGUUUGGUAACGUCACACAGGAGCAGAAUAUGAUGGUGACGGGAGGUCUCACGUGGUGGGACGACUUUGUUGUUGUUGCCUGUUACAAUUUCAUUGACCGGCAGGAAGAGCUGAGGCUAUACGUGCGCACAUCUAACCUGGAUAACGUGUUUGCCAGCGUCACUAAACUUCAGGCCGACACGCUGCUGCUGAACGUGUUUCGUAACGUGGUGAUUCUGUUCCGGGCCGACUGCUCCAUCUGCCUUUACAGCAUCGAGAGACGACACGACGGUCCGAACCCGUCAGUCAGUGUGGAGCUGCUGCAGGAGGUCUCCAUGUCCCGGUAUAUUCCUCACCCCGGUCUGGUGGUGUCUGUGACCCUCACGUCAGUCCGGACAGAGACCGGCAUCACGCUCAAAGCCCCGCAGCAGGCCUGUUCGGCGGAGAGUAUCCUGUUGAAUUUGGCCGGUCAGCUGAUCAUGCUGCAGAGAGACCGAUCCGGCCCACAGGUACGAGAGAAGGACACGCCGGCCAAUCAGACGAAGCUGCUUCCGUUCUGUCCACCGGUGGUUCUGGCUCAGUGCGUGGAGAACGUCUGGACCACCUGCCGCAGCAACCGCAAGAAACGCCACCUGAUGGAGGCUCUGUGGCUCUCAUGCGGUGAGGCGGGGAUGAAGGUGUGGCUUCCUCUGUUCCCGCGAGACCACCGCAAGCCGCACUCGUUCCUGUCACGCCGGAUCAUGCUGCCCUUCCACAUCAACAUCUACCCACUCACGGUGCUGUUUGAGGACGCGCUCAUCCUGGGCGCCUCCAACGAGACGGCGCUGUUCGACGGGCCCAGCUCGUCCUCGCUGGAGGCGCUCUUUCCCUUCUGCACGGUGGAGCGGACGUCCCAGAUCUACCUCCAUCACAUCCUGAGACAGCUGCUGGUGCGUAACCUGGGCGAGCAGGCGCUGAUGCUGGCGCAGUCUUGCGCGAUGCUGCCGUACUUCCCUCACGUUCUGGAGCUGAUGGUGCAUGUGGUGCUGGAGGAGGAGGCCACGUCCCGAGAGCCCAUCCCCGACCCGCUGCUGCCCACCGUAGCCAAGUUCGUGACCGAGUUCCCGCUCUUCCUGCAGACCAUCGUGCACUGCGCACGCAAGACCGAAUACGCUCUGUGGAACUACCUGUUCGCCGCGGUGGGGAACCCCAAAGACCUGUUCGAGGAGUGUCUGAUGGCACAGGAUCUGGACACGGCUGCAUCCUACCUGAUCAUCCUGCAGAAUAUGGAGGUCCCGGCGGUCAGCCGUCAACACGCCACUCUGCUCUUCAACACGGCUCUGGAACAGGGCAAAUGGGAUCUGUGUCGUCACAUGAUCCGCUUCCUGAAGGCCAUUGGUUCAGGGGAGAGCGAGACUCCGCCCAGCACACCUACCACUCAGGAGCAGAGCUCCACGGGGGGCUUCGAGUUCUUCCGGAACCGCAGCAUCAGUCUGUCUCAGUCGGCCGACAGCAUCGCCGGAGGAAAGUUCAACCUGCAGAAGACCCUGAGCGUGCCGUCUGGACCGUCCUCCAAAGGGGCUACGCAGGAGGCGUUUCUCUCUCCUCUCGUCAACAAAGGAGAGGAGUGCAGCAUCGGUUCAGCCACGGACCUGACUGAGACCAGCUCCAUGGUGGAUGGUGAUUGGACGAUGGUCGACGAGAAUUUCUCCACCCUCAGUCUCAGCCAAUCAGAGCUGGAGCACAUCUCCAUGGAGCUGGCCAAUAAAGGGCCACAUAAAAGUCAGGUGCAGCUGCGGUAUCUGCUGCACGUCUUCAUGGAGGCCGGCUGUCUGGAGUGGUGCGUCGUCAUCGGGCUGAUCUUACGAGAUGCCGGCGUCAUUAAGCAGGUCGUGGGGUUUUUGGACAGUCCAGAAGUCCCUCCAGAAACGGUCCAGAGCAUCCGAGCCGGUCUGAAAGCUGUCGACCUCUGGGCCUCGUCUGAUUGUCUGGGCUACAAGCCGUUCCUGAACCUGAUUGGUCCGCAGCUGCUGAAGCUCCUGGAGGUUCCUGUGGAGCAGGUUCAGCCCGAAGCCUUCCAGCCGACCGGAGCGUCCAAACUGAGCGAGCCUCCGCUGCUGCUGCUGCCCCGAGCCGAGGAGCUGACCGCUGCUCACCCGCUGCCCUCGGACGGCCCCGCCGGAGCCAGCGCCCGGCCCCUGAACGACACGCCGCCGGAGGAGCAGGAGCCGCUGGAGGAGGGAUCGUACGACUGCACGCUCUCAUGAUGCCGCGCUCCAGCGUGUGUGUGUGUGUGUGUGUUCCUGCUCGUCCUCACUGCAGUGUCCUGUGUGUUUUGCUGCGUUUUCAACAUCCUGUGGUCAACAGCAUCAUGUUUUUCUCUCUUCACCUCCACGCUGCAAAAAAUCUGUUUCUUCAUUAGUAUUUUUGUCUUUUUUUGUUUUUAGCUCUUCCUGUACAAACAUCUAAACAUUCUGCCAUCAAGAUACAUUUACUGGAGAAAUCAAAUAUUGCUGAUAAAAGUCAUCAAAAUGAAUCAAGUUCAUGCUUAAAACAAGAAAAUAUAUCAAUGUUU